Messenger RNA from Panicum virgatum (switchgrass), 2454 nucleotides. Its product is annotated as LEAF RUST 10 DISEASE-RESISTANCE LOCUS RECEPTOR-LIKE PROTEIN KINASE-like 1.2. Bases 189 to 2234 code for a protein of 681 amino acids. Gene Ontology annotation, biological process: protein phosphorylation. The transcript is spliced from 4 exons. Lineage: Eukaryota; Viridiplantae; Streptophyta; Magnoliopsida; Poales; Poaceae. The record is from RefSeq and is a predicted model, not a curated record. Gene Ontology annotation, molecular function: ATP binding; polysaccharide binding; protein kinase activity.
GUUCACGUCUCGCGGCCCGCCCGCGCGCCGCCGCCACCACACCACGAACCAGAUGUCUCGAGCCACAGAGCCCGGUAAGAGGAGCAGCGGCCGUGCGACUACGUGACAGCCGUGCACUGCAAGUCAGGGUGCAUCAUCGCAACGUACAGCCCGGCCUUAGCUCGAGCCCCUCCGGGCCGCGCGCCACCAUGGCGCUCCUCGCCGUCGCGCGCCUCCUCCUCGCCGCGGCCUCCCUCGCCGCGGCCCGCGCCGCCGGCGAGGCGUACUACAACGCCAGCGCGUGCCGGCCGUCCGUCCCGUGCGGCGGCAGCGUCGAGGUCCACUACCCGUUCUUCCUCGCCAGCGCGGACAUGGCCAUCGACGCCGACGGGUACACCGCCCACUCCUACUGCGGGUACCCCGGCAUGGCGGUCGCCUGCGACGGCGGCCGCGCGACCCUGUGGCUCGAGGACAGCAACUACACCGUGCUGGCCAUCGACUACGACAAGCACACCGUCACGGUCGCCGACGCGGACGUGCUGGACGGCGGCGGGUGCCCGCGGGUGAAACACAACGUCUCCGUGCCGGUGGAGACCUGGCUCAACCUCUCGACCACCGCCAACGACGACCUCGCCUUCUACUUCGGCUGCGUCUUCACGGCGGCAACCGCGCCGCCGCCGCCCAUCCCUCCGAUCAACUGCAGCGGCUUCCCGAAGCGGGACGGGGUGUCUUACGUGGCAGCGCUGAACGACGUGCCGCCCAAGGCCUUGUGGCCGCGGGCGUGCAAGGAGGUGGUCGUCGCGCCGGUGCUGAAGGAGCUCCUCCUGGGCUCUGACGAUGGGUACCUCCUGCGCCUGAACAGCGACGGGUACGGCAAGCUGCUGGAGCGGGGCUUCCAGCUGACCUGGGACCCGAGCGCCGGGCCGUGCUUCCUGUGCGAGGACUCCGGCGGGCAGUGCAGCUACAACCAGAGCGGCGAGUUCAUCGGCUGCCUGUGCUCCGACGGCCGCGUGCGCAACCCAGCUUGCGAGCUGAAGACAAAGCCGAGGAAAAUAGCACUUACAAUUGCGAGCUCCAUAGCCGCAGGCGUGCUGUUCUUGGUCCUUGCAGUCAUGACGUGCCUGUACAUCCGCAAGAGAAGGCCGUACAAGAUGACCUCGUCCUCCAGGCUCCUCAAGUACACAGCCUCCGGCGGGACGCCGCGUUCCAGGGGCAGCACCGACGACACGGAGUCCGGCAGCGUCCACAGCCCGCACACGCACCACUUCACGUACGAGGAGCUGGAGGAGGCAACCGACAGCUUCAGCGACGCAAUGGAGAUCGGUGACGGCGGCUUCGGCACAGUGUACAAAGGGCAUCUCCGAGACGGGCGCGUGGUGGCCGUGAAGCGGCUGUACAACAACAGCUGCCGGCGCGUGGAGCAGUUCCUCAACGAGGCGGCCAUCCUCUCACGCCUGCGCCACCCGAACCUCGUCCUGUUCUACGGGUGCACGUCCAGCCGCAGCCGCGAGCUGCUGCUGGUGUAUGAGUUCGUGCCCAACGGCACGGUGGCGGACCACCUGCACGGGCACCGCGCGGCGGAGCGCGCGCUGCCGUGGCCGCUCCGCCUGAGCGUCGCCGUCGAGGCGGCCGCGGCGCUCGCGUACCUGCACGCCGUGGAGCCCCCCAUCGUGCACCGCGACGUCAAGACCACCAACAUCCUCCUCGACGCCGGCUUCCACGUCAAGGUCGCCGACUUCGGGCUGUCCCGCCUCUUCCCGCUGGACGUCACGCACGUCUCCACCGCCCCGCAGGGCACCCCGGGGUACGUGGACCCGGAGUACCACCAGUGCUACCAAUUGACGGACCGGAGCGACGUGUACAGCUUCGGCGUGGUGCUCGUGGAGCUCAUCUCGUCCAAGCCCGCCGUGGACGUGACCCGGGACCGCAGCGAGAUCAACCUGGCCGCCAUGGCCGUCAACAAGAUCCGGCAGUGCCAGCUGGAGAAGCUGGUGGACCUGGGGCUCGGGUACGGCUCCGACGAGGCGACGCGGAAGGCGAUGACGAUGGUCGCGGAGCUGGCGUUCCGGUGCCUGCAGCAGAACGGCGAGAUGCGGCCGCCGAUAAAGGAGGUGUUCGACGCCCUGAGGAGCAUCCAGGAGGGCGGGUUCGCGAAGGAGAAGAAGGAAGACGCGCUUGUCGCGUCGCGCUUCCCUAACACCGUGCACGCUCCGUGGGACAGCAUGAGCACAACAACCAGCGUUAGCAGCCAGUGACAGUGAGCACAUAUCAGGGAUCAGAGAGUGCAUGGCCGAAACCUCUGUCAUCAUGGCGUCCCAAUGUUGCGUGCAAUUAAUUUUGUGGAGGGUCCUGAUUGUAUGUAGAUAUUCAUAUUUUUGGCCUUUUGGUUUAUGUGUCUGUAAAUUAUUCAUUUAUGCUUCACUUGCGUAUUUAGAGACAGACUAAAUGUACAUAGGAACUGUGGCCGUUUGUAGG